GGUUGACUACAAAAUGCUCAGUGGACAGUGUGACUUCAGCAUACCGGCAAGGUCAUAUUCCUCAAUCUGACUGAGGGAGAAUUCAAACACUAUUCUAAAUAGACUGAUUCUCUUGCAAGUUGCCGCUGGCAUAAAUGUUUUCUUGUUUGCGACAUUUUUAUCACAGCUCAGUCAUUUAUUGGUCUGUUACCUGCAUGUUUUAUUCGAUGAAAUGUUUGCCAGCAGAUCUCUCGGCUGCUGCCUUGAUGGGGUAUAAAGGCUAUGAUUAGCAAAUAAAUCAAGAUAUUUGUGUGCAAAUUAACAAAGGACACUGGAUAGAUACAAGCGACUAUCUCAACGUCGGAGCAAGCAAUUUAAGCGCAAUUCGCAACUCCACGCCCUACUGCUAAUCGGUACCACAAUGUCCCCUCCAGCCUCCGCUGCGGCAGCGAGUGAGAGCAGUACAACCACCGUUUUCGAGGAAGACACCAGAGAAGAGCAGAGGCCCUUGAAGCAAUCCCUGAGCAAGUCCCUGUGUAGAGAGAGCUUCUGGAAAUGCCUGCUGCUCUCCAUGCUCAUGUACGGCUGCAUGGGAGCCAUGGUGUGGUGUCAUGUCACCAAGGUGACUCGCCUCACCUUUGACAGUGCCUUCAAAGGGAAGUCCAUGAUGUACCAUGACAGCCCCUGUUCUGACGGAUACAUCUACAUCCCUCUGGCCUUCCUGCUCAUGCUCUACCUGGUCUACUUGGUGGAGUGCUGGCACUGCAAUGCCAAGAGUGAGCUGCAGCAUAAAAUGGAUGUAGAGGGCAUUUAUGAACGUAUCCAAAGGAUGCAGCAAGCAAAACCCUGUAUCUGGUGGAAGGCCAUUAGCUACCAUUAUGUUAGACGGACUCGGCAGGUCACACGCUAUCGUAAUGGGGACGCCUACACCAGCACACAGGUCUACCACGAACGGGUCAACACCCAUGUGGCUGAGGCUGAUUAUGACUAUGGUCACUGUGGGAUGAAGGACAUCUCAAAACAACUGCUUGGUUUGGAGAAGGCCCCACUCACCAAACUGAGGUUCACCAAGUGCUUUAGUUUUGCUAAUGUGGAGUCUGAGAACUCCUACCUCACCCAAAGAGCAAGGUUCUUCACUGACAACGAGGGGCUUGAUGACUAUAUGGAGGCACGGGAGGGGAUGCACCUGAAGGACAUUAACUUAAAGGAGUGUGUGAUUGUGUUUUCUGAACCUGACCACCACCCAUGGUAUGUGUCUCAUCAUGUGUUCUGGGCAGCAUCCUUCCUCACCUUAUCGUGGCCCCUGAGGGUUUUCACAGAGUACCGCACUGCCUACGUCCAUUACCGUGUGGAGAAACUCUUCGGUGCGGAUUACGUCCCUGUGACGCCUCUCGAUGAACGCCCUUACAGCCACCGGAUCCCCCGGGUCAACACCAUCGACAGCACAGAGCUGGAGUGGCACAUCCGUUCUAACCAGCAGUUAGUGCCUAGCUACUCUGAGGCUGGACUCAUGGAACUGGCCCAGUGCUCCUCUGGUGGCUUUGGUGGUUUAAGACAGAACUGCGAGCGCUGUCACCGGGCAAUGAGCAGCUCCUCUGUUUUCUCCAGGAGUGCCCUCAGCAUAUGUACCGGCAGUAGCCCGCGGGUCGGCCGGGUGCCCUACAGUGGCAGCCGCUUCUCCUUGGGCCGGCGCUACGGAUCGCGACGCAGCUGUUUCUGGAGGAGUAGAAGCAGUUUGGAUGAGCAAUUGAGUCCCAGUGAGAACACCCGCUGCCUUUCCGGGCGCCUAACCACUGACGACGAGGACCCCCCAGAUUACCAAGAUGCUCUCUGCUUCCCCGUGCUAAUUUUUCACUGUAGUGAGAACUGCCACAAUCACAGGUCCUUUCAUAGGAAUGGCUCCUGUGUGGAGACCUCUCUAUGACAAUGCAAUGUAUUCACAGAUAGCACAACUUUGUGUGUGAACAAAGAUGUUUGCCCCGUGUGACACUAACAACUACAGAAAACCUCAUGGCAUAAGAUUGUUAAUGGGAUUGGAUAGAUGUAAAUCUUAGGUGCAUAUUCCCUCAAUACCUUUUAACUAGUGAUCACUAGGGGUGACAUUUAGGCAGUGACAACACUAAAAUAUGGAGAUGCUACCAAAAAAGAAAUGUACACAUUCAAUGCAGUCAAGUCAUUUUUUGGGUAAACUUUAGGCAUAAGCCAAGGCCGGUGGGGAUGAUGCUGGAGUCUAUGUUCUAUAUACGUUAAUAAGUGUAUUGAGUAUAAUUGUAUUUGCAUUCAUUUCAUAAAUACUUUCAUAAAGUCUUCCUCUUAAUUAUGAAAUAACAAUACACAUUUAUUCAACACAUCAGUUGAGAGAAGUUUUUAAAAUUAAAGUAAUCUGGAAAAAAAUCAACAGCAAUAACUAUGACUUCACCAUUCUCUCAUAAUUGGAACCAACAUGUUGAGAUAACUGCCACAUGAAAACAAACAUCAAUGGCACAGUUUCUAUGACUUCCUUUUGUUUGUAUCAGUUCUAUUUGAACACUAUAUGAUAGUCACAUAGGCUAUUGAAAUGUAACAUUGCUUACUUAAUCUGCAAGUGGUGCCCCAACACCUUUUUAACAAAGGCACCUGCAAGUUAUACAACUCCACUUUUCAGAGGGGUUUUGGUUUCCCCAUUGGUUUAAUAAUAUGAAGCACAUGAGACAUAUUUUCAUAUAAGAGUUAGAACAUGGCUCAAAUUCUUUCCAACAACUCACAAAUAUCUGUUAAUAAUCACUUAAGGUCACACUAGACAUGAUGAAUUGUAGCUGUAAAUGUUGAAUUGUAUAUGAAUGUUAAUGUAUAUUUCUUCUCAAACUUUGUAGCAAGUAUGUGUUUAAAUUGACAAAUAUGUAUAUUAACAUGUCUGGAAAAUACAUAAAAUAUGACAGUGAUGGGAAAAGUAAUUCCAUAGUCUUGUGCAAUGCAAAUAAGAUAUUGCAACAAAAUAAUCACAAAUAAUAAAUACACUGUCACCAGUUUGUGAGGCACAUUGUAUCCUUUGAAUGAUUGAAAAAAUAAACCUCCCACUGGGCACAGACAUCAAUUCAAUGUCUAUUCCACGUUGGUUACACGUCAUUUCAUUGAGAUGACUUGGAAACAACGUUGAUUCAACCAGUGUGUGCCCAGUGGGGUACUGAUCACAAACCAACAUUUAGGUAAAAAAAAAUAUAUAUAUAUUUAAAAAAGAGCAUGAACAAAUACUGAUAAAAAUUUUUGAUUGAAAUAUUGGAAAAUAUUAAUUUAAAUGUUAUGGAAAAAACAAGAAUGUCGCCGAUACGCCUCUGAUUUAUUUGUGUAGUUUUCAUGAGGUGUAAAUACACCUGUACUAGGCUACACUCUCUUUCCAAUAAAAAGCAACAUACUGAUA
Molecule: messenger RNA, 3376 nt
Organism: Oncorhynchus kisutch (coho salmon)
Lineage: Eukaryota; Metazoa; Chordata; Actinopteri; Salmoniformes; Salmonidae
Product: transmembrane protein 151B-like
Exons: 2
Coding region: 401-1903 (500 amino acids)
Source: RefSeq, a predicted model, not a curated record